CACGGUCAUUCUGAAAGGUCCCACCAUGCACUGCGUCAAGCAGGUGCGCCUGACUAAUAUUUGUCGAGGGAGUUACAAAAUGUCUGCCGGCGAAGUCAAGCAGUUUGAACAGUACUGUUCGGGUUCUAAUCAGUCUUCGUUACGUGCUUCACACUUGGAAUCUAUUGCUGUAUUUAGGAGAUUUUUAAGCAGCGUUUUUCAAUUCAGAAAUGCCUUCCAGGAGUGUGUGCAGUCUGGCUUUCCUCGUUUCCACGAGAGAUGGAAGUUCGCAGGAAGAAUGUUAUCUCAGUUGUUUACAACCGACAGCCUUGAUAGGCCAUUUAUUCAAAGACUAUUUAGAAGGCUACAUCCGGGAGGUACUACUGUAAAAUGGAUAUUAUCAACCUUAGUAAAACCUGGCUCAGUUGACACAAUUUACAAUAACAAGCUAAUAUUUUCUCGACCUUGCUUGAGCUAUAUAGCUCGGAAGAAGAUCCUGUGAACUUGAUUUAGUGCGGAUAUCCUCCUCUUCAGAUCUCUUCAAGGAAACGUGUUUCAUAGUUGGUUAUUUCAAUGGAAAAGAUGUUCGAUCUAUAAUUCAAUCAUCGAUUUGCUGUUCAUCGCGGUUUACAAAUCUGAUUGUUGACGACGUGUGUAGUAAGCAGUAGCAACAGUGGAGAAGCGCCAAUAGCUUUGUAGUGAAAACUGCACCUUAGGAUCUUGGUACCUUGAAGUCCUCAAGCAAGACUAACAAGCAAACUUCAUCAAAGUCCACUAUGACCAGUGUCAUCGACUCAACACCUCGCAGAUCCAGAAAAAAGCUUCCUGACAUCCCCCCUGAGGAGCUAGCAUUACAUGGGAAAACAGGAUCAUUUGAGGCUGGCAGUAAACAGCAUGAUCUGCCUCCUGAGGUGCAGGCCCAGUUUAUUAGGCAUGUGCAUAAAAGGUCGCGUUCACUGACAGGUUUGGAUACUGUUGAGUUUGAGAGGAAGCAACAGGUUGAGGCUGAGAAAGAAAAUGUGGAGCCAAAAGCACAUCAGCAAAAUGCAGCAGCACCACAGAUUGAACAGCUGAAUGAAAAAGAAGACGGAAAUGAAGGUUUUGCGAGAUCCUUACCUUCAACUCCAGUUUCUCGCCGUAAAUUAAGUUCAAGUUCAUUGAAAUCAGAGGAAGAAAAAGAAGAACUAGUGAAAGAACUCCGCUGGCACUACAAACAAUUUGUGAGAGCAUCUAAACGGAAUAAAGGAAAACUGGUCCAUGCCAGUGUUGGAGAUGAUAACACAAGUGUUUUGAGUUUGGAAGGAAUCACUCUUAGUGAGGUCAGCUCUCAAAAUGAGCACACUCCCAACACCUCUGUAAUCUGGACGAAUCGAUGUGACCAGCAGAAAUGUGGCAAGCCAGUGGAAAUUCUUGAGCGUAUGGCAGUGGAAAAUCAUAUUUUUCACAAAACCUGUUUUGUUUGUGCUAUAUGCAAUUCUUGGUUGAACCACUUCAACUAUUGCUAUGUUCCUGAUCAUGACAAGUUCUACUGCACCCAGCACUAUCAGGACAUAGAGAACGCCAGCUUUGGUUUGGGAGAGGAUAUUCGGCAUGCUAUGGGGAUUGGACCAGGGGUACAACAACAGUUCAAAUUUACACCAGAUGCUGUGGAUGGUACAAGAGAAACUAAAGGUGCCAGUAAGGUGCAGAAUUCUAUCAGGAUUAUGAAAGAAAAAAUAUCACUGCUCAGCAAACGAGGAAAGAAACUGGUGAAGAAAGAGAAGAAGCUCAAAUCACAGCUUGACAAGUUUAAAGGCCCUGAUGCAGAAAAGCAGACAUUAUGGGUGGAGUGGUUUAGUGCUGUACAGGAUAAGAAUAGCACUGUACGAAGAGAAACUGAACUUUCAUUUAAGGUCAGAGAGUUGGAACUGGAAGAAAAAUAUUCUGAGUUGGAGAAAAAGCUGCGACAACUAGCAGAGAAGGAUGAAAAGAUAAAGACUGAGUAUGACAAGUCUAAAGAAAAGGAAUUGUUACAAGAAAUGCUUGAGGUUGUUGAGAAAAGAGAGCAACUAAUAUCUGAUGUGGAGGAUGCCAAAAAAAGGUAUGCUGAAGAAGACAAAGAGAUAGAAAGGGAGAGAAGAGAAGCAGGACUCAAUGAUCCUGACAUAGUAAAGGAGGUAACUGCUGUUGGAAAGGAAGUCCAGCAAGUGUCACAAGCUGUCCAGCAGGCUCCAAGUGCUGUCAAAAAGCAAACAGAGUGCUGUAUUUUGCUNUAGUACUGAUUAAGAAAUUAAACAACAUGUUGAAAGGCAAAUAUAGUAAAUGGGUCAAAGUUCGUCAGUGUUGUAUUGUAGUAAGGUAAAGCAUAAAAAUAUGUUAAUAUAUAUUUGUUUAAAAGAAAGUAAAACAGCAUACUCAUUCAAGGUAUGGUGAAGUUCCCAAAGUCACAGUUCCCCAAAAGAAGCAACAUUCUAAAAGUAACAACCAACUUUUUAUGAGAAAGAAUGCAAAUAUAAGAUUCUACAAGCUGAACCAAAAUGACCCCUAUGACAGGCAAUAAUUUAUAUUACCUUGUUAGGUUGGACCUAAAUUCUUUUCAAGAAGAUUACCCAUUUAUACAAGGUCUCUAUAUUUAUUUGAAGCCGUCCCUGGGAUCAGCCCACCUUGCUAACUAAAAGAAGUGACCCUUAAAAGGUUGCAGAGGAAUCAAUAGGAAGAGGAUUGUAAAUCUGAAAGUAACAAGGUUUGGGACUUUGUGCCAACCAACAUACGUACAUAGUUAUACAUACACAUACAUAUCCUUUAUUAAAAGUGUCUAGACGUUCUAGCGCCCAUGGCACUUAUUGGGGACACAGAUAAAAUACAAUCUUAUAAACAAAUAUUUCAAAAAAUAAAACUUAAAAACUUUUUAAAAAAUCAUUGCUUACAGCAUUUUUACAUACCAUGUGUAAAACAACAGAAAAGUUAAGCUGUUUUGGUUCUAGUAAUGUCCUUGCAUAAUUUAUGGAAACAUAUGAUCCUUAUGCUGCUGUUUGAGUAAGCCUUUCAGUAAAUACUCCCUUUUUCUAAAAGCAGGUCACCUAUAACUUUUACAUGCAUGUUUUUUUAAACCUUACACAUACUACUGAUAAUAAUAAUACAUUUAUAUAGCGCUAUUUCCUAGUGGUUCAACAGCGCUUACAUUCCCUUCUUCCUCUGGACAAUGUGAUUGUAUUUAUUUUGGAGAGGAGGGAGGAACAAGAGGCCUUAACCUUGUUACCACAAAUUUCACUCCAUUUCUGAUCAAUAUCUUCCCUAGCUGUGCCAGCAAAUGGCACAAUAGAAAACCGUUAUCCUGAAUGAUGCUUAUCUGAAAAAUGCCAGAUGUUGAGAAAUUUUUAUGAAGAAAAUAAUUUUAAGCUACAGAUGGGCUACUUUUAUUAGGAAUAUCAACUAUAAUAUGGAAAAUAUGUAUGCCACAGAUUGGUAAAGUCUUACAUGAAAAAAAUACCCGCCUUGUAUAGCUCGGCUACUUUUAUGAAAAAUGUUAGCUAUGUUAGGUUAAUAAGUCAGAUUAGUUGUGAGGUAGGCUUAUUUAACUUUUAUCCUUUAGAAACAGUUCUUAUCAUUUACACAGCAGCUAAGUUGUGAGGUGUGUCAACUAUAACAAUAAAAUUUAAGAGUAUAUUGUUUUUGUCUUUUUGACUCCAGACAAUCUGAAAGGAAUGAUGUUAAUAGAAUUAUUUCAUGCAUAAAAUGUUUCAAUUAUCUUACUUGUAAUGAUAGUCAAUGUAUAUAUUGCAGUCUAUAAUCCUCAACCUGAGAGCAGAAUCACUUCAAAUUGGGAGAGAUCAAAGGGACUCUGUUUGCAGGAUAAUAUUCCUUUGAAAGUCAUAAUCCUGUAGGUCAUGUACCUUGUCCUCUUCAGCCUAUAGUCAAAACUUUUUAAUAAACACCAAAGAGACAAAGCUGAGUUUCCACAUUAUGGAGGUGCCAUAUUUCAUUAUUGAGAUAGGUUAUUAUAGUAAUUGGACCCAGUGGAGUACAAUUCGGGAAAUAAGCGCGCAAGUGAUUUCAAGGCACCUCCGACUUGAAAUUAUGAGCACUCUUGAUUACUCCCUGAAUUGUGUGUCACAAGGUCCAGUUACUAAUUAAAUGUCAGUAUGAAUAUCAAGUUUUGAAAUUAAAAAGUCUUUUUAGCACUUUGUUUGAGUGAAAAGGUAUCGAGUUACAUAUAUCUAAUAUCAAAAAGUUGUCAUUGGAUACCUGUAAUUAUGUGACAUAUAGGUGCAUGAAGAACCAGUGACGAUCAAUAAUUUUGUUAUAGA
Molecule: messenger RNA, 4265 nt
Organism: Orbicella faveolata
Lineage: Eukaryota; Metazoa; Cnidaria; Anthozoa; Scleractinia; Merulinidae
Source: RefSeq, a predicted model, not a curated record